Molecule: messenger RNA, 2313 nt
Organism: Papilio xuthus (Asian swallowtail)
Lineage: Eukaryota; Metazoa; Arthropoda; Insecta; Lepidoptera; Papilionidae
Gene: Inv
Product: invected homeodomain
Exons: 6
Coding region: 279-1826 (515 amino acids)
Biological process (GO): regulation of transcription by RNA polymerase II; multicellular organism development; neuron differentiation
Cellular component (GO): nucleus
Molecular function (GO): RNA polymerase II cis-regulatory region sequence-specific DNA binding; DNA-binding transcription factor activity, RNA polymerase II-specific
Source: RefSeq, a predicted model, not a curated record
UCGCGGUUCGCGUACGACGUUUCAGUGAAUAUUCCAAUAGUUUCCAUAAAGAAAUAUAUUUCAAAAUCAAAUACAAUUAGCGAUUUAGCAACGUCAAAACGCAUGCGAAUUUGACAGUUGUUUUUUUUUUUUAUAAAAAGGCAAAGGUCCGCGUAUCCGUUCGGUUGUGUGAGUGUGUGAUAGAGUAUGUUGUUUUAAUAUUAUAAGUUACGAAUGGCGGAUUGUAGUGGGAUAUACAGCGUGAUUUAAAAAAGAUGGCGUAGAACUACAAAUUCAAGAUGGCAGCGGUGUCGACAACCGUACACCUGCAGGAUACCAGAAUAAAGAUUCAGGAUCAAAGCGAUGAAGACCAUGAGCCAUAUUCACCAAAUACAAGAGACACAAUCAGUCCCGAAUACAAUGAAGAAGAUAAAUUCGAAGAUAGAACGAUACAUACAUCCUCUUUCUCCAUACACAACGUUCUAAAGAAAGAACGAGACACAAAUAGUCCAGAGAAUGUCUUUUCAACAGAUAAACUAUUGCAGAAUACACCAAAUUUCGAUGAUGGUCAAAAUUCUAGGACGUCGGAAAGCGUCAGUCCGAGGCUUGAAGAUGAUGAUACGAUUGGAAAUGAAUACAGAGGUGAAAUAAGUGUGGAUGAUGAAAAUUCUUGCUGCAGCGAUGACACUGUCUUAUCCGUUGGUAACGAGGCUCCAGUAUCCAGUUACCAUGACAACGAGAAAAGCAGUCCGGACACCUCCCAAGGUUUAUCCUCCUUUAAACACAUACAGACACAUCUGAACGCGAUCUCACAACUUAGUCAGAACCUAAAUGUAAACCAACCUUUACUCCUCCGACCAAGCCCGAUCACCCCAAACCCUCUAAUGUUCCUAAACCAGCCGUUGCUGUUUCAAAAUCCAUUAAACCAAGUGGAUUUAAAAUCUGGGGUGAUACCAAAUAGAAUGCCAAUGCCACAAAACAAUUUAAAUCUUAAUACGCAGCAUUUUGGUUUAAAUUUCGGUUUAAGAAUGAAAAACCAAACAAUGGAAACGCGUCAUCGAAGCGAUGAGAACAGACGUGUUAAUUAUAGUACACCGAAAUCACCAGACAAUGAAUCUGGAAGGGAUUUCAUAAAUCAAAAUUGUUUAAAAUUUAGUAUAGACAAUAUUUUGAAGGCUGAUUUCGGUAGACGAAUAACUGAUCCGUUGACGAAAAGAAAGUCUUUAAAGUCGAGGUCGUUUGAGGCUAAAGUACCUGUAAAAGAGGCUCCAUUGCCCUCUAAACCGGAAGUGCUUGAGGCUAGAGUACCGGAGAUAAAACCUAUUGAUAAAGGGGCAAUUGAUCUUUCGAAAAGCGACGACGGUUCCAGCAACCAGAGUAGUACUACAAGUACAACGACCGGUGAGAACGGGCCAAUGGUGUGGCCGGCAUGGGUGUACUGCACACGUUACAGCGAUCGGCCUAGUUCGGGAAGAAGUCCUCGUACGAGAAGACCGAAGAAGCCGCCCGGGGAGGGACCCACGUCUGAUGAGAAAAGACCUAGGACUGCCUUCUCUGGACCUCAGCUUGCGAGACUAAAGCACGAGUUUGCUGAGAACCGUUACCUCACGGAACGGCGGCGGCAGGCGCUGGCUGCAGAGCUGGGCCUGGCCGAGGCUCAAAUCAAGAUCUGGUUCCAGAACAAACGAGCCAAGAUCAAGAAAGCCUCAGGUCAGAGGAACCCGCUCGCGCUGCAGCUCAUGGCGCAAGGACUCUACAAUCAUAGCACGGUGCCCCUCACCAAGGAAGAGGAGGAACUGGAGAUGAAGGCCAGGGAAAGGGAAAAGGAGCUACAGAAUAGACAUUGAAAGUGUGCUUAGUAAUCUUUUUGGUUAUAAUGCGAUUGUAAAUUCGAUUAUAAGGGUGGAUGAAAUAUCAUUGUUUGCGAAAGAAAUUAUUUAACUUAAAAUGACGAAUUACCAAUCUAUAUAUUAAUAAAAAUGGAGUGUCUGUAUGUAAUAUUAAAAAGGCAUAUUAAGUACACACGAUGUAUUUGCAUUGCUGAAAAAAUAAGCAAAAAUGUUUGUCUGUCUAUUGCUGAUGUACGCAGGCAUAUUACCUAUAGGUUACGUUUAUCAAUACUGCGCUCACGAAGUCGCAGGCGACGGCUAGUAUUAUGAUAUAAUUUAAUUUGGUUGGCCCUUUCGAAACAAUGUUGUUUUGACUUUUUAACAGUGGCGUUGCUUUACUUGACGACGAACUUUUGGCUAUCGAAUUGUUUAAGUUUGAAAAUUUGACAAAAUAAUCAUAGAGUUCAAGAUAAAACAGUUAAAAAAGAAACAAUAUAACUUCAAU